AUGAGUAACAUGAGUGGAAAUAUAAACAAGAACGGAGAUAAAAAUGACCACAAUGACGGAUCAGGUUCUGACACUAACACUGAAGUAUCACAUUCACCUUCAUUGACCCCGGUGUCAACAAAAGACAUGGAAGUUGUUGAACCAUCUAGUGUAGGUCACCAUAAGACAGAGGAGUAUACUGUCGUCAUUGAAAUUGAUAAUUUGCCUCCUGAUAAAAAUUGGAAACAAGUGAAAUAUCUAUUGGGAGGAAUAGUGAAUCCCAAAAGUAUCAUUGCAAUAAAAUUUUGUCCAUUAAUAACAUCAGUUGCACCCCCUUUUAUGACUUUCCAAAACUGUAUUGUUACUUUAAAAUUUCCUGAAUCAAGGAUUAAUGCUGAUGUAAGCUAUCUGUUAUAUAAGCUAAAUUCGUACCAUUGGGAUUAUUUUAACCUGUAUGCAUUUGUUCUGUCUUUACCAUCUGUGGAAAUGUAUAAUACUGCACCACCUCAUUUGUAUAGCAGUUAUGCAAAUGUUAAGAACCUUCCCUCAGAACCACAAAAUAAUUUUGAAUUCCGGCAUACAAAAGAAGACAACUUCCAUGAAACCUAUGCAUCAGACACUUUUGAGGGAGGACCCCAAUUUAAUCCACAGUUUGUGGAAGGUCAUGGAUUGCAUUACCCAAAUCCACAUAUGUCACAAAUACCUCAAAUUUCUCCAACGCAUCAUAAUCAAUCGAUGUUUCAUCCAUCUAUGCUUAAAAUGCCGCCAUCAACUCUUCCCAGGCAAGCUUACCAUCAAAGGCAGCACGUUCAAAACCAUGAAGCUCCAUUGCAUGUACACAGAUAUUAUGACAAUUCUCAAUAUUAUUCAAUGAAUGAAAGGAAUAUUAAAACAAGUAAGAAGAAGGAUAGUUCUGGACUUUCAACUAUAAUUAAUGAAAGGAAAAAACAUUCUAUUUUAAAGUUAGUAAAUGAAACGUCUUUAAAGUUAGAUGAUAUGCAUAUAUUAGAGACACCAGAAAAUUCAUUAAAGAACAGGAAAAAGUUGCAACAAAUAUUCAAUGAGAACAUCUUCAGAACUCAAAUGACAGCAAGAAAUAUGUACCAACUGCAAAUAGAGAAUUUCCCACCAUAUUUACAAACUGAAACAGAAGUAGAAGAGAUAAAUGAAAUAUCUGCCGAUAUAAAAUGCAUUGUCACAGAUAGAGCAGAAAAGUAUUCUAGAAUUAAAUGGUCAGUGCUGAAAGAAUUUAUUAAAUUAAAAUGCCUGAACUUUUUAAACAAGCAGGUAUCAAACAAUAAUAAUAAGGUAUCAAUAAAGCAGUCGGAUAAGGAAAUGUCCAGUAGUGACGAUACUAAAAAGAAAAUAUUCAGUGACAAUGAAAUUUCAUUAGUUGCAAACGAGCUUUCCCUGAAUGAUACUAGCAGUACUACAAAAAAUUUUUAUGUUGGGAUGUAUGAGGACCAUGACGAAUUGUUAAAAGUUGAGAUUAUACCUAGUGAUUCAAAUAAGGAAUCGGAAACAGAAAAAGCAGGAAGUAGCCAUGAGCAAAAUGGAAACAGUAUUGAGCAAAACAAAAGUGUGAAAUAUAUGAUGGGGACUUUUUACAAAGCUGUAGUUGGGUUUCAUGACAAAGAAUUCUAUAAUAUUUGUAUGAGGGCAAUAAAUGAUCAAGAAUUUGCGUUAGGAUAUAAAUUAAAGGUGGCAGAAUUACCACCUUUAAAUAUGGAUUCAAAACCUUCUGUAGGUCGUGAAAAAAAUGAUCCGAUCAGAUAA
This is a messenger RNA of Tetrapisispora phaffii CBS 4417, 1755 nucleotides long. RefSeq lists its product as uncharacterized. The record is from RefSeq and is a predicted model, not a curated record. The transcript has a single exon. NCBI's taxonomy places the organism in Eukaryota, Fungi, Ascomycota, Saccharomycetes, Saccharomycetales, Saccharomycetaceae. Bases 1 to 1755 code for a protein of 584 amino acids.